Molecule: messenger RNA, 1413 nt
Organism: Chenopodium quinoa (quinoa)
Lineage: Eukaryota; Viridiplantae; Streptophyta; Magnoliopsida; Caryophyllales; Amaranthaceae
Product: NADPH-dependent aldo-keto reductase, chloroplastic-like
Exons: 5
Coding region: 430-1140 (236 amino acids)
Cellular component (GO): cytosol
Molecular function (GO): aldose reductase (NADPH) activity
Source: RefSeq, a predicted model, not a curated record
UAAUGCCAAAUCCUAAGUGUGGAUUCCACCAUAUAUUAACCAUAAAGCCAUGAUCACUUUGGGUAAAUUUGGUGAAUCCAUGAAUGAGAAACGAAAGGCCAAUUAACCAAUAGGUAAAUAGCAUGGUAACAAACUAACAAUGCACGUUCUCGGGCUAUGGAAAAUUUUGACAGAUAUUUAAGUGUGCUUAUGGUUUCCCAUUGUCUAACAAAAUAGCAGGAGCCUUCUUGAUUUCUCUUGGUAGAUUAAACCAUCUGUAUUAUAUACUUCGUAUGUAUCAGUAAUUCAUAUAUAAAGAUCUGUACCUAUCAAGCUAUUAGCUUCUUAAUGUGAUUUAAGUGUCAAAGCAUAUGUUAGCUCAUUCUGCUGUAGCUCACUUAUUUUACCUGAUGCAGUUGGGUUACCGACACAUCGAUUGUGCACAUAUCUAUGGAAAUGAGAAGGAGGAACUUUGAUCAUGAACCAGAAGAUGUUCCAAAGGCGCUAGAUAGGACUUUGAGUGACCUUCAACUUGAAUACUUGGACCUAUAUCUUAUCCACUGGCCAGUAAAGGAGAAAAAAGGAUUAUAUGGUAACAAUCCUGGGAGAUACGUUCCAGCAGACAUACCUAGUACAUGGAAAGCAAUGGAGGCGCUCUAUGAUUUAAGUAGGGUUCGAGCCAUCGGAGUUAGCAAUUUCUCUAUAAGGAUGCUAGACAACCUUCUUGAAUCUGCCCGUAUUACUCCUGCUGUAAACCAAGUUGAAUGUCAUCCUAUGUGGCAACAAGAGAAGCUGCAUGAAUUUUGCAAAACAAAGAGCAUUCAUCUAUCUGGAUAUUCACCUCUGGGUUCUCAAGGUUCUGGUGCAAAAAAUAAAUGGAUUCUUGCUGAUCCUAUUAUCACUACGGUUGCAAAGGAACUAGGAAUUUCUCCUGCACAAGUAGCUCUUCGCUGGGGGCUUCAGAAGGGCCAUAGUGUACUGCCUAAAACCUCAAAUGAAGCAAGGUUGAAGGAGAAUAUGGAUGUUUUUGAUUGGUCAAUUCCAGAAAAUUUACUCUGCAAACUUUCUGAGAUUAAGCAGGAAAAAUUUGUUAAAGGCACGGAUAGGGUACCAUUUGCUGGCUACAAGGGUCUUGAAGAACUAUGGGUUGAGCAAGUCUGAGCAUCAACUCAUAUAAGUUCAAUAAGGAUUUUAUUCCACUAGGUAGACUAUCUUUUAAUAGUGUUACCUACCUUAAUAAAUGUCUUUAAUCUUUUAGUUUUGAUGUGUAAUUUGUCACAUUCUAAUCUCAUCCUCUGAUUUAAAAAUGUUCUGGUAAGUUAGUAGAACCUUUUGAGUCGAUGUUUAUUACGCAAUAAUUGUCUUUUAUUUAUCAGUUUUAAUAUGUGUAAUUUGUCACGUAAUCUCAUCUAAUAUUCUGAUCUUAAAAUGUUA